Messenger RNA from Paralichthys olivaceus (Japanese flounder), 1161 nucleotides. It is a transcript of the gene hddc2, whose product is annotated as HD domain containing 2. Gene Ontology annotation, cellular component: cytoplasm. The record is from RefSeq and is a predicted model, not a curated record. Gene Ontology annotation, molecular function: 5'-deoxynucleotidase activity. NCBI's taxonomy places the organism in Eukaryota, Metazoa, Chordata, Actinopteri, Pleuronectiformes, Paralichthyidae.
CGGCCGCACAGGCUACGAUCUUCCUGUUAGUGGACAGUAAUGGCGGCUCCCAUGGAGGCAGCAGCUGGCAUGAACCUGAGCAACAUGAGCAACAUGCUGCAGUUCAUGAAAUUUAUCGGGCAACUCAAAAGAGUCCCGCGGACCGGCUGGGUGUACAAGGAGGUGAAGAAACCAGAGAGCGUAUCAGACCACAUGUACCGCAUGGCCAUGAUGUCUCUGACCAUCACUGACCCCACAGUGGACAAGGACAGGUGUAUAAAGCUGGCUCUGGUUCACGACAUGGCAGAGUGCAUUGUGGGAGAUAUCGCUCCCUCAGACAACGUCAGUAAAGCAGAGAAACACAGGAGAGAAGAGGAAGCGAUGAGACAUCUGUCAGGUCUCCUGCCAGAGGGUCUCAAACAGGAGAUCUAUGGGCUGUGGGAGGAAUAUGAAACUCAGAGCAGUGCAGAGGCCCGGCUGGUGAAACAGUUCGACAUCCUGGAGAUGAUCCUGCAGGCUCACGAGUACGAGGAGCUGGAGGGAGCGCCGGGAAGACUACAGGAGUUCUUCGACUCCACCAACGGCCGUUUCCACCACCCAGACGUGCUGCAGCUCGUCAGCUCUUUGAAUGAAGAGAGAGGGCGUCACAUGACUGAAACUGAUGGCACAAAGAACUCUGGGAACUCUGAGACCACUGGUGGCAAAUCUGCACAGCCACAUUCACCCCCACACACCUCCUGACUGUAACGCACAAAACACAAACUCCUCCCAGGUGGACGGACAGAGAUAAUGGACACACAUCGCGCUCACACAACUACGUCACAUGAAAUGAGGGGAGACGGGGAGGGAAUCGAACCCACGGCCUCUGCAGGAGGACUCGAGCCUUUUGAUUACGCCCUCUGCAGGAUAGAAACGUACAUUGGUGAAUAAGGAAAUUGUGGCAUUUUUGACAAAUGAGAAAACAGUGGCUGGAGCUGAACUUUAUUUUAAGUCGAUCACGUUUUUUCAUUAACAUAAUAAUGUUAGUGCAUUUUCCUGCAGCUUCAGUAACAGUUCUGUCCUUUUUUUAAAAACAGUCACGUGAUGUUUGGUUUGAGUGAUUUUUAUUAUCAGACAUAAAAACAGUUGUUUAUAACAGCGUGUAAUUAAAUGUAUGAAUACAACUGAAUAUGUUAAACACAA